AAUAUUUACUGAAAUAAAUAUAAAAAAAAGGGUUUUUCUAUUGUAAUGUACAGCACUGCUAUGUGCAAUGUUGCCAAACCGAACAGUAUUUUGGUCCGUAUUCAACAUUCCGCUGUUCGACCGAUAGAGGAACAGCGCUGUAGAUAGAUUGUUUGUCAAUAUAUUUGAGUUAGUUGAUUUUUACUGGCUUUUUAUGUGUAAUGUAAUCAUUUCACAAUGACCCAAAACAUAAAAAAAGUAUCUUGAUUGUAUAUGUGUCAGAGUAUUUAGUGCAUAUGUAUAGAAUAUACUGACAAUACUGUCAAAGAGAACGUCGUAUAUGUGCAAUAAUGAUACUUUUAUAUGCAAGUGAGGAAUUCCAUCUGUUUCAUUAAAGAAAAUAAUAUUUGGAAUGUUUGUUGUAUUAGCAGAAUUUAAACUUUGUUAAAUCAAUUCCUUUGAAUCAUACUUUAUCAUGGAUGUUUAAUAUGAAUACCAGUUUUCCAAUUAAUAAACUAAAAAUUUAUAAUAAAACAAAAAAGACAGAUAACCCUUAGUACAAAAAAAGUUCCAACAUUGGCACUUUUAGUUGGUAUGUCUAUAAAAUAAAUAAUACCUUACAUUAAGAAACAAAAAAUUGAAAUAAGUAUAUAUUUCUGUAAUUAAUUGAUUCAAUUGUUGGAAACAGUGUAUGUAUAAUUACAUACACAUAGGUACAAUUAUCUGUCAAGUAACAACAAGUAAUGAUACACUAUAGAAAAUGUAUACCAGAAUGACACAACAAAGAGAUAUAGGUGGUUUGUAUUGUAAAGAUGAAUACAUUCGACAAUUGUGUAUCCUGUUUAGUUGAUGCACAAAAUAUUGUCUUAGACAAUUGCAGAUUAUUUUUAUUCAAUAUCUUUGUUGUUGCUCUUUUGGAGCAUUCUGAUUGUCAUAAAGUAUUCAGUGUUCAUAAAAUCUCUUUUAAUGAGGCUGAAGGCACAUAUAGGAAGGCGAACUCUCUUUUGAGAAGGUACAGUGUUUUAAAACUGACUUUCAUGAACAAUGAACCAUUCGGGAAGUGGAAAACGUCAGGCGAAGGUUUUGGAAGAAAACUAUUGGGACUGUAGUGUCUGCACAUAUAGAAAUACCGCAGAAGCAUUUAAGUGCCUCAUGUGUGACGUCCGAAAAGGAACUUCUACGCGGAAACCCCGCAUAAAUCCCCAACUUGUGGCACAACAGGUUGCACAGCAACAAUAUGUACCACUUUUGAAACCAGGAAAGAAGGAGGGUGGAAGUGGAGGUAGUACAACGAGUAGUGGUAAAGAAAAAGACCGUAAAUUGGAUAAGCCACGACGCAAAAAUAGGCAUCCGCCUCGUCUUAAAAAUAUAGAUCGUAGUACGGCUCAAACCAAUGAAGUGACAGUAAAUAAUGUUACUGUCGUUAUUACAGAAUAUAAGCCCAAAGUAAAAAAAAGUUCAGAUCAGUCUGGUUUAUCUAGCAGUGCUUCUUCUGAAAAUGGAAGCCAACAUGAUUCUAAUCAAGAUUCUAGAAGUCUGGAUAUAGGAACGGAUGCUUAGCUCAAUGCUAUAUCACAUAUGUGUAUGAAUUAAUCUAAUUAAUAUAUUGCAUAAUGUAUGUCAAUCUCCAUGGACUGUGCUCCAUCCUGUAGACAAAAACAACCAUUUUGUCUAUAUGUUACAGGUUAUAUAAUAUUCAAUGAGGUCAGAUUGUUUUAUGCUAUCAGUGGAAUCAUUGAAUUAUGUCUUCAAUACAAUAUAAGAAGUAUGUCUUGCAUCAUUGUUUCA
Molecule: messenger RNA, 1767 nt
Organism: Osmia lignaria (orchard mason bee)
Lineage: Eukaryota; Metazoa; Arthropoda; Insecta; Hymenoptera; Megachilidae
Gene: RYBP
Product: ring and YY1 binding protein
Biological process (GO): positive regulation of DNA-templated transcription
Cellular component (GO): nucleus
Molecular function (GO): transcription coregulator activity; DNA binding
Source: RefSeq, a predicted model, not a curated record